Molecule: messenger RNA, 1113 nt
Organism: Zychaea mexicana
Lineage: Eukaryota; Fungi; Mucoromycota; Mucoromycetes; Mucorales; Lichtheimiaceae
Exons: 2
Coding region: 92-1024 (310 amino acids)
Cellular component (GO): cytoplasm; nucleus
Molecular function (GO): heat shock protein binding
Source: RefSeq, a predicted model, not a curated record
ACCGGAUUUUGAGCUGAGCUUUGGCCAAUUACAGCAACCUCCUUUGUACUCCCAUCCCCGUCUUUUGUUUCCUGGACGUCUUUUGCCCUACAUGCCCUCCAUUCCAAAAAAUACCAGCCUCUAUGAAAUUCUCCAACUCGAUCAAAAGACUGCUACGACCAAGGAGAUCAAAUCACAAUACCGCAAGCUCGCUUUAAAGUUCCAUCCUGACAAACAGUCAGCAUCUGCAACCGAUCAGGAAAAACAGGACGCCACUGAACAAUUCCAGCAACUCGGUCUCGCGUAUAGCAUUCUUAGCGAUCCUGCAAAAAAAUCACAUUAUGACACGACCGGAAGCAUCAGCACAGACGAUUCACUCAAAGGCGAUAAGAGCUGGAACGACUACUUCAAAGAGCUGUGGAGUGGCGUAGUCAGUGAAGAAACUAUUGACAAGUUUGCUGCAAAGUACAAAGGCUCUGAUGAAGAACGGAAUGACGUGUUACAAGCUUACAAGAGCUGCAAAGGUGAUAUGGACAAAAUCUUGAACUUUGUGGAGUGCAGCGAUGCCAACGAUGGCGAACGGUUUAUGACGAUUAUCCGCAAAGCAAUUGAUGAAGGAAAAGUCCCUACCUUCCCAUCUUUCUCAAAAACCACUACCGGCAAAGCCCAUCAAAAGAGAAUCAAAGAGCAAGAACGACGGGAAAAAGAAUGGGACAAAAAGCACAAAGGCAAAAAAGCAGCAAAGAAAGGAGGAGACGAGGACUCUGAUCUACUGGCAAUGAUACAAGCACGACAAAAGGAUCGUGCAUCGCAUCUCGAUGCACUUGCGGACAAGAUUGCAGAGAAGGCAGGAAAGUCAUCAUCCAAAAAGCGAGGCAGGGUACAGGACGACGAACCAUCGGAAGAAGAGUUCCAACGGAUCCGAGCGGGGCUGAUGAAGAACAAAGGGGAAGCUGCCUCUUCAACAAGCAAUGGUAGUAGCAAAGACGAACAACGACAACAACAGCAGGAACAUCGUAAGCGGGCGAAAAAGAACACCAAAUAAAUAUUGUCAUGAAAACUAACGUGUAGAACCAACUCUCAUUCUCAUUUGUACAUAUUAUUAUAUAAUAAAUCAUUUCUUUUCAUAUUCGC